Myxocyprinus asiaticus (Chinese sucker) is the source of this 3287-nucleotide messenger RNA. Its product is annotated as B-cell receptor CD22. The transcript has 11 exons. NCBI's taxonomy places the organism in Eukaryota, Metazoa, Chordata, Actinopteri, Cypriniformes, Catostomidae. Bases 128 to 1891 code for a protein of 587 amino acids. The record is from RefSeq and is a predicted model, not a curated record.
UGAUACUGACCAUACUAAAAUCAACAAACAGUGCCAGAAAAGAGGGAAGUACAUUCUUAAAUAUUUAGCUCUCCAGCUGCAGAUCAACUUAAGGACAGGCUAUAAAGUGCUCAACUUUGAUCGGAAGAUGGUGAUUUUCUGGAACAGUUUAUUCACACUCUUUCUCUGGCUCAAAGUGCCAUCUAUUUCUGCUGAAUCGUGGAGUGCCAAAGUCCCCAACUCAGUGGUGGGUCUGACUGGCUCAUGUGUGGUGAUUCCCUGUACGUUCAGCUACCCAACAGAUGGAAAGACACACAAACAGUUUACAGGAAUCUGGUUCACAGAAAAUCAUGACAUAAUCUUCCAUAAAGAGACCUCCAAAAUCAACCAGAAUUUCAAGGAUCGUACUAGCCUCCUUGGAGAUUUGCAUAACAAAAACUGCACUUUAAAAAUCAGCUCUCUGCAUCAAAGCGACACAGGGCCAUUCAUGUUCCGGAUUGAGAUAAAGGAUUUUGAUAUGUACACAUAUAAGGAAAAUAAAGUUUCUGUAACAGUGAAAGAUGCACCAGAACAACCUACCGUCUCUGUGGCAGAGGAAGCGACAUCAGGGAAACCGGUGACAGCUACCUGUGUUGUGACCCAUUCCUGUCUAUCAGACCCUCCACGUUUCACCUGGAGCCAUGACGGCAACCAAUCUCAGGCACAAGAUCACAGUCAAAAGCUGACAUCAUCUCUCACUUUCAUUCCAUCUAGAGAAGAUCACAAUAAACUUCUCAAUUGCUCAGCUGAGUUCACUGGAGGGAAGAAAGUGACAGGCCACAUAACGCUCAAAGUUAAAUAUCCUCCAUAUAAUGUCAAUGUGGUUAGAAAUCCAUCAGAAGUGAAGGAGCAUGGCUCUUUAGAAGUGACCUGCACCAGUGAUAGCAACCCUCCUGCAAACAGCUACCAGUGGUUCAGCUUAAAUGGAAGUCUACUGACAGACACACAAACUCUUAGAUUGGAGAGAGUGUCUCGGUAUACUGAGGCCAUUUCCUGCACAGCCAUGAACACAGAGGGACAAAACAGUUCCAGUCUACAGAGGUUUAACGUGUUGUAUCCUCCAUAUAAUGUAAAUGUGGUCAGUAAGCCAUCAGUGAAGGAGAAUAGCUCUGUAGAAGUGACCUGCACCAGUGAUAGUAACCCCCGUGCACACAGCUACCAGUGGUUCAGCUUAAAUGGGACUCAGUUAGGAAAGGAACACAAUUACACUCUGGAGAGAGUGUCUCGGCAUUUUGAAGCCAUCUCCUGUACAGCCUUUAACACAGAGGGAAAAAAUAGUUCCAGUCCAUGGAAACUUAAUGUGUUGUAUCCUCCAGAGAUUAAAAAUGGAUCUUCCUGCAAGUCCGAAAUGUCUACAGUGUGUGUGUGUAUUGUGGACUCCAACCCCCUUAGUGAAGUGAAGUGGUUUGGUCCAGAUUCUUCCAGAACCUUCCCCAGCUCCAGUAUUCAUCAAAACAAGUCUCUUACCAUAAUUACCCUUGAGGGGGGGCUGGGUUUCCCCAAGACUCUCCAUUGCUAUGCCACUAACAGUGAGGGAAACGCUUCCAAAACCUUCCAAGUACCUCAGAAUGGUGUGAUAAUAUAUCUUGCUGUUGCUGUAGCUGUUAUUGUAGUUAUUUUAAUGGCCAUUUUAGGGUGUGUAGUGAGAAGGCACUGUGGAUGCAGAGCUACACAACAGCCUAAAAUGAGUAUAAAGAAUGAACAGAAUGAAAUGAAGACAACCCCAAAGUCUUGUUUAGAGAAUGAAGAAGAGAAAGGCAGUGACACAGAUCUUUAUACAAACUACCCAGUCGGCCAUCCUGUCUAUGACAAUCGUAGGUGUGAUGAGCAACACCUGGAAGAUAUGGAAGAUGCAGUCUACGCUAACAUGUAAAUGUGUCAUCCUACCAGAAAUAAUGCAGAGAAAGACCAAGAAAGGCACAUGAAUGUUGACGUCUGCACGCAAGAUUAUGCAGUUCAAAUGUUUAAAGACAAAAUGGGCUUGCAACUGAGAAACAAUAACAAACAUUAGUGACACAGUGCGCUAUAAACCUAUAGGUGAGACAAAGGCUAGUUGUCACAUUUUUUACUCCUGAAUUUUUUAUGUUUAUUUUUGGAAGUCAAUCUCUAUACAGGCAUAUACCAAGUAGAGCAAGUCCUGGUAACAGCAACAAUAAAAAGCUACUUAACAUAAUUACUGUUUAUUUAACACACAUCGAUCUCAUGAUAGCAUUAUCUUUGCUUUGGGCAAAAGAUACAUUUAAAACAACUUUUUGGUAAUUUCUGUUUGGAGUAUAGAUUUCACUAAAAAGAUUCAAAUUUAAGAGGGUUUUGAACAUGAUGUUUGAAACCAACACAUACAUUUACUGCUUGAGAAAAGAUGCAUUUUUUGUAAUUGGACUUUUGACUCAAAAACGUACUGAGACGUAGCCCUGAUGACAACUUCACAGUGUCAAAACUAGCCCCAGGCUCCUCUAUAAAAAGUGCAUUAUAUACAGAGUUUAAAGGCAAAAUGUGUAUUUUCAUAUAUUUAAUGCUUUUGAGUUCAGAUUGCCUUUCCCAUUAUUAUUAGUAUUAUUAUUAUUAUUAUUAUUAUUAAAUGGCAUGCAGAAAACAUCCUUUUAUUCUGUCUGAUAUCAUUUAACCCCUUAACAUCCGGCCUCUUUUUGUGCAUGAGCUUGAAAACGACAUACCCAAAGUAAAACUCUUCCAGUUCUUGAACCAUUUGGUCUACAAACACAAACUUGGGCACGUUUGAAAGUAGACACUUAGACAUUUGUUAUUCAAGAGUAAAAAUGUAUCAUUUUAGUAUAAAAAAAAAUUUGAGCUAUUCAAAUAUUUUGAAUAGUGACCACAAAUAUUAUUUAUAAAAUACUUUUUUUAUUUGAAAUAUGCAAGACUAUGCGCAGUGCCCCAAAAACACAUCUGAUACAAAGCCACAUGUUUGAAGUCAAUAUGAUGAAAACGCUUUGUUCCAUAAUGAUUUAUGUAAGUGUACUUCCAAAAAAGGUCACUUGGAGGCGCCAAUUGUAGUAACUACGUAAGCCAAAUGUUGACUGUGGUUCAAAACACACAAUUUGUUUACAUUUCAAUGUAAAAAAUACCGCACAAACCAAAAUAUACAUGAAGAUGUCAUUUUAUUAUUAUUAUUAUUAUUUGGGAAUAUAUUAUAAUGCAUUCCAUAUAUAUAUAUAUGUAUGCAUUUUAUAAACAAUGUGAAAAGAACAUUAUAAUUUGAAAUGAUGCAAUGGAAAUAAACUUUUAAUUACAAUAAAGAUGCUUCUGUUCAU